Messenger RNA from Xyrichtys novacula (pearly razorfish), 8749 nucleotides. NCBI's taxonomy places the organism in Eukaryota, Metazoa, Chordata, Actinopteri, Labriformes, Labridae. The record is from the annotation of a GenBank genome assembly.
GCCUUAUAGAUACCCGCAGCUUGACGUCACACGUAAAUAAGUUGAUCAAGCCUCAGCUGUUUUUUUAAGAAAGGUUGUCUUCCUUUGGGUAUUUAUCGAAUAGCACUCCAGUGAUAUUAUCGAAAAUCGUACAAUGUCAUAGAAACAAUCGGACUAUUAUUUUGUUGUACAGGAAAGUAUGUGACACGCGACUUUGUGACACUACUUGAAAAUCAGCCUCGUGUAAAUAACAAACCGGAGCGUCCAACAGCUAACAGGAGUUAGCAGGAAAUCCUCCACAGCGAUCUCCCUCUCACUUUCUCUUCAGUUUCGCCCGUUGGUUCGCGGAUUCUGUCAACGAGCCCAGUCGGUGGUCUCGCCAGGAGAGGAUGAACUGGCUUUUCCCCCUGUCCAAAGGCUCCGGACCGCUCCCUCCUCUGAACAGCCUCCAGCAACAAAGACAGCGGCAGAUCGAGUCGCUGAAAGCCGCUCAUCCCAGGUAACACCAGCAGGGAAGGGUCCGAUAGAAGAGCCAGCUCCAGCUAACAGGCUUAUUACUUAGCAUAACGUUGACCCCUUUCCCAUAAAUCGAUCACCGCUGUGUUUGGUGAUCAAUGGGCUGACGGUUUUCACAGACACACGUCAGCUGAGAUGAACACAUCUCAUGUUUACAUAGAUUUUCCAGGAACUUUGUUGGUAUUUAAGUCGCAUGAGAUGUGCUCGGCCCUGGCUGUUGUUCCUGAGAGUUUAUGGAUUAAAAAGAAAACCAUUUGAGUAUAGGAAAGCUUCUUUAAGCUGUCCCAGCCUGAUCGUUGCCUUUGUUUACAAGCUUCCUCGAGUCACCAGGCUGUGAUUUGCUGAGGCACAGUGUUGGCUCAUCAGCUCAUGAAGUCACAGUUUCAGUGUCUAUUUUUGGGGUUGGUGACAGGGGUUGAAGCCCGGCCUGCCCUGUUCUGUUAUGACUCCAGUUUAUGCCAAACCGUAUCAUUACGCAUUUAUUUGUAGGAGGAGUCUGUAUUAAUUAAAUGUGGAGAUUAAAGUAUUAGCCUUUGUUUACUGAGGGACUCUCUAUGCUGCUCAGACACAAUGUUAUUUUGUUUUUCUACCAGGUUGGACAUUAAAAGAUGGGGGAAAAAAAGUACACCAUGUUACAAAGAGACCCAGUGACAGCCUGAUUGCAAUGAAAGUGUUUCUUUCCAACUAUGUAUGGGAAUGCAGAGGUCACUGAGGCUAACAUUAAUGUGCUGUGGUGAUGGCUGCGCUUAUGUGUCUUUAGCGUGGCAUUGUUGUUCAGAAUAAGCUCGUCGGAAAAGAGUUUUUACUCAUGAAAUUGUGCCGGGGUUGGUGGAUGGCAGUUUUCUUGAAAAGCAGCUCUUAGAAGGCCAUAUGAUAUGGUAUGGAAGAGCUUUUUUUAUUCAAAGGUAAAAGAUGUAAAGUUUAUGAAAUCAUUUGAUCCCAACAGUGAGACAACCUGCCUACCAUUAACAGUUGAAUAUUUCAGGUGUUGCAUUUGCUAAUAAUAUGGAUUUUUACUUAUGGUAAUGUUUUGAUAAAUUAAACAUCAAUCCCUUACAUAAACCUGUAAGGAGUUUUCAGAUAUUGUUAAAAAAAUGUUGCGAGUGUAAAGCUUAAAAAAAGAGUCAGUAAAAAUAACUUAUUCCUUUUUUUUUCCUACAAGUUCAGAUAUACAGGUAGAUGGUGUAAAAAUGCUGUAAAAUAGACACACCCAUGUAAUAAUGCAUGCCUUUGUAAACUGUGUAACAUGUGAGAAGAUGAAAGAACUGAAAAGAAAAUUUGAAUUGGAAAGAUAAGAUAAUUACAGAGAGAAAAUAGGGAGUUUGAACGAGGUGUGCAGUGAAUGACAAUCAAACUCUUCAUCUGUUCUUGUCCACACCUCUGAUAUUAGAAACACACACACACCCAUUUAGGAGAGGGUCUGGAUUAGCCCGUAAUGGUAUGUGUCUAUAAUAGAAAGACCAAACUUGGUGUCAUGCUAGAUGCUUAGGACGAUUACCUGACUACCCAUCCUCGAUGUUCACAAUAGAGCCAUUUACUUUGUGUCAUGUAGAACAAAUUAUUUUGGUAUAUUUAAGAACAUAUGUUUUAAAAUAUGUGUGAAUCUAACUUUUCCAGUCUCUCAAUGUGCUGUUUGUGGUUUCAUACCCUGACAUAAUCAUCAUGUUUCUGUUGUCCGGCAGCCUUGCAGAGAUCCAGAAAGAUGUGGAAUACAGAAUACCAUUCACAGUCAACAAUUCUACCAUCAGUGUCAACGUGUGAGUACAUUUUCACAUUCACAGUCAUUAUGUCAAUAGAAAGUGGUCGACUGGCUUCACAGGUGAGGUGCACAUUAGUCCUUAACUUUUAGCAUUACACCUGAAAUGAGAUCUUAACACCUUGUUUGUUUAAGACUCUCAAAGAAGAAAUACAAGAAAAGCCAGAUGAGGCACUUGAAACUUAAACAAAUGCUCGACUAGUCAGUCCCCACUCAUUGACCCAUCUAGACACUGUAUGCUUGCAGUUGUUUCAAAGAUAACUUUUACCACACCUCAAAGCCCAAAAGGCAAGUCUAUUUAUGAAAAAAACAUAUAUUAAAGAGAAACUGCACUUAUUGUACAUUAUAUUUUGUGGUAUACCUGGGAUCCUACAUUCCUGUGAGCUGAAACUGUCAUACUUUUUUUCUCCCUCCUGCAGUCUGCUACCUCCUCAGUUCCCCCAGGAGAAACCCGUUGUCAGUGUCUACCCUCCAGUUGGUCACCAUCUAGUUGACAGCAAUAAUGGCACCAUGAUUACCAGCCCUCUCAUCUCUAAUGUAAGAAGUUCUUCCAUUUUGUUCAUUUUCAUUCAGAAAAGUGUAAGUGUCUCUUGUUUAUUUAUUAUUGGUAAAUGUAAAAUAUUACUGGUAUAUUCACAGCUUAUAUUCUAUAGUUGCCCUGUGUUGUUAAAAUUCAGGAUCCCUAACAGCCAUAGAAAAAAAGUCUGUCCUAAAUAAUAGAAAAUUUUGCACUUGUAGGUACCCCCCAAUAAGCCUUUCUGUGUAAGUGCUCUUACACUAUUAGUAGUUCCCCUUGAAUCAAAAGCUUUAUUUUUCAUUUUCUAUUACCUUUGUCUACCCAUCGGCUCUCAUUGAGGAAAUCUCUUUUAAAGGUGGGGUCAGGCAGGAUCUGAGGAAGUGGCAGUUUUCAGGAGAAAUCUUGAAUGUAAACUCUACCCCUCCCAACCAGUUUUCCCCUCAGCUCCUCCUCUCCCCUCCCUCUCUGCUCCAGCAAGCCCCGCCCACAAACAGAUGCUCUUGCUCGUUCGUGUCUUUCAAUUAAAUUCAGAUAUAAUGCAGAUAAAUACUUCAGAUAAUGACAAAUGGGGCCCAGUCAAGGUGAAAAUAAAAAGCAUUGGUGCUACUGUAGAUGCCAACAGACUACCAGCAAACACAAUGUUUGCAGGACUUCUACAACUAGGAUAAAGUGACAUAGUCCAGGACCCGAGGUAGACAGUUUAGUGGCGCUACAACACGCUACAGCAGGUCCCGUUUGACAAGAAACACUUCUGUUACAGACACUUGGCUUACUUUGUUAAAGCGGUUUACCUGUCCAGCAGAAAGGUUACAGGGUCCGUAAGAACCUGAAGCGUCCCCCAUCGUUUAUGCUGAUGUUGACCACCAGAGUCUCCGAUAUUUACUUCAUUUUCCUGCCUGUGUUGGCAAUUGUGGCCAAAAGAGGAUUCAGACACUUUUCCCUACUUUCUGGUUGGUUUCUACUGUUGGAUAUUGUAGCAUGCUAACUUUGUUUGGUCUCAUGAACAUUAUUCAAGGAUGUGGAGCGUGCCUCACAACAUGAGGGAGAAGCGUCUGCCUCACAACCAAUCAGGUUGGGGGAGGCUGAGAACAGCUUUGUUUACAGUCAGAAAGAGCGGACCGCUAAAGAAUUUUAAAAUGUUGACUUCACAGGCAUAAGAACACAGCGAUAUCGUUAUAUUACCAAAUGUCAUCAAUAACUAAUAACUAUUGACUGAUAUUAAAAGCUUUUUUGUAUAUACACCACAAAAAAAGAUGCCUUUGAAAUGGAUUCCUGCCUACCCCACCUUUAAUCAUAUUAAUUACUUUUACGAACCCUGAUGUUUUUGAUUUCUUCAAGGAAAGUAAAUCUCUUUGUAUGCCAGUCUCUCAGUUUUUGUCGUUGCGUAUUUCGCAGUUUGGAAUGCACUCAGACCUUGGAAAAGUCAUUCAGAGUCUGCUGGAUGAGUUCUGGAAGAGUCCUCCUGCCUUGAUGUCAUCUGGCCCUGCUGGCUUUCCAUAGUGAGUCUCCACCUCCGGUCAUGGACGCCUGUCUCUCAAUACCUGCACAUUUUAGCAUAAUUUUCAGAUUUUCCACAGCCUAGUCUUUUUUUUCCUCAUCAAACUGUUAUUACUGUCAUUUUUAUUUCUCUGUGACAGUGAGGUCAGUCAAGGUUUGAUGCAAUAGCAUUUGACUUUUAGUUUUUUCUUUUAUACUUGAGCAAGCUGAUAAAUCGGUCUCUGUUAUUGAAUUAUCUUCUCUCUUCAUAAUUACCACAGCAGCAUGUACAAGCCUUCAAGUAUGGCCCCGUACCCCACGCAGGCUUUCCAUUACCCUCGCCAUGUAGGUCCCAGUCAUACGCCGCCUGCUGGAGGCCCAGCUCCAUCUCCAGCUCCAGUGCCUCACUCAGGGGUUGAUAGUACCCAUGGGCCCCCUCGAGCUCCAGCACCAUAUGGCCUGAUAACUGACCUGCCACUGCCUGUUCCUACAGGAGACACACAGGUACUUUAAUCAUAGGUGAUGUUUGGGGGUGGCGGUAUCAUUCUGUUAAGGCUAAAAGAGGGCACUCGUGUUUGUUCAAAGUUUGUAAAAACAACAACAGAAAAUAAAAAUCAGCAUGCACCAAGCAAUUUCAAGCACACGAGUACUCCAUAGGUCAAUAAAAGUGAAUGAUUACAACAAGUCAUUAAGCCGUGCAAACAAGAAUGUGCUCAGAAGUCCCUGGCUACAGAGUCUCACUGUCCUUUCAGGCACAGAUCUACAGACUGGUCUUGUCUUAAAAAUAAAUUCUAUUUAACAGUUCACCCCAGAGUGUCUUCCCAUGGAUUUAGACUCACUUUUUGCUCCUUCUGUGUCAAGUCAAAGCACCUGGGCUGGCUCAGGCUUCCAGAUAGCUCCUGCAGGACCACCCUAAACACCCUAACACACCCCACAAUAGUGUUAUGAAGCCCCCAUCUGCAGAGUUGUAGAAUCCUGAUGGACACAGACUCACCUCAGACCAUCUUUCCUUGGAUUUCCUUGAAUCCUCCAGGAUUUUUUGAAACUGUGGGGGAAAACAUUAUCAUAACUGAAAAGUUUUAUAAAUUAAUUAUUCAAUACAAACAUAAUUUAGCCUUAAUGGCACAGUUUGCUGCCAGGCUCAGAGCAUUUAAUUUUUCUUGUUUCCAUAAAGAAGAGCUCCAAGGCUCAGGUAUGUCUUCACCUACACAUAAAAGCAAUUAAAAGUGAGGGGUGUCAUAUAAUGUAAAAUAGCCCUUGAGCCUCUACUACAGAUAAUAUGAACAAAGUUGGUGGUAACCAAGGAGACCAGGGAGUGUGACAGGUCAUGUUCAUGCACUAUAGUGUUCUUCUAACGUGCUCUGUUCAUGUGCAAUAAAGAGUUAAAUGGACAUAACGUCAUCUGAAAAAACAGUGAAGGAAAAAACAUAAUUAAUGUUAAACGUUAUUGUCGCUAAUGUGUUAUUAACGCUGACGUUAACAUCAUGGUCAUUUUCACAGGCUUGAGCUAAAUAAUUGCUAAACUUAUCCUUCUUAGGUACCUUUCUUUCACCCUAUUCUGUGUGCCUUUAAUCCGCUCAUUAGCCUCUUCACCGCCACUCCUGAGGUGUUUUGGGAGGUCUCUUAAAUUUUGAAUACAAUGAAGUUGCUGAACAACUUGUUUGGACAGCCCUCUGAGCGGGUCAAUAGGGUAAUCUAAAAAAACAUUCAUACUCUAAUGAACAGGGAUUUUUCAGCCCUGAGUAGCAAUUGUUCAUGAACAACACAGAAUUUUGGUUGAAGUACUUAGGUACAGGUGUUCAGUCUAAUCUUGUGAAGACAAAUAAAUGAUUUUGAUGUCUGUCUGUUUCAGGCUGGACUCAAUGGACACAUGUACAAGAUGCCUGAAAUCCCUGAAUCCUUCCCUGAGCUCAAUGACUUAAAGUGAAGUAUCUUUAGAUAUUUUCAUCUGAAAGUUUUGCACUGAGAUUGUUGUACUUUUCAUAUUGUCCUCUUACCUACUGUUUCACUUCUUAUUCUGUCUUUCUGCCUCCCUGUGCUGCUCUCCAUCCCAGUCUGACCCAGCUAUCAAGCAUGUCUGAAAAUGAGGAUCUGUUGCUGGAGUUCUUUGUGAGUUUGCCACAACUCAAACAGGUCACCAACGACAAAGAAGAGCUGGUCAACAGUAUUGUGGACAUGGCUAGUAAGUUCCUCUUGUGAUCUUGCACUGAGGGUUUAAUGGUCAGUCAUUCAGCUAAUCUGAGCUUGACAAAGAUUUCUCCUUUUUUGUGUCGCACAGAGAAAAACCUUCAGAUGGAGCCCCAGCUGGAAGGAAAAAGACAAGAAAUGCUCUACAAGGUUGGUUGAUAGAUCCAUGCUCUCUUGCCCGUCCUUUCUCAACAGACACAUUCAUGCUUUUGUCUAGCAGCCCCUGACAUGUGUUUUGGUUUGUUGACAGUAUGAACAGCUGACUCAGAUGAAGUCUGCCUUUGAAACAAGAAUGCAGAGACAGCAUGAACUCAGUGAGGUGGGAGGACACACUCAUACUCGUAAACAUGCUCGAUCCUUUCUCUAAAUUCUCAAGGCUUAAUAUAUUUUUGCUUCUCAUGCCUGUGUGUCUUACCCUAAUUAGAGCUGCAGUCUUAGUACCCUGCAGGCUCGGUUAAAAGUUGCAGCCCACCAGGCUGAGGAAGAGUCGGAGGUGACGGCUGAAAACUUCCUUGAGGGGCGCACAGACAUUGAUGAAUUCCUGACCAGCUUCAUGGAGAAAAGAACGGUGAGAGACAACAAUGCAUUGAUGGAUAUGGUGUCUUAUUAGGUCUGGAAGAAAAAUGUGUAAAACAUCCAAAGAAGAAAAUGUCGUAAUAUUUCCUUUUCAUUCCUCAGCUGUGCCACAGCAGAAGGGCCAAAGAGGAAAAGUUGCAACAGUCCAUAAACACACAUGGGCAGUUUCCUACCAGCCACUAAAAUACAAGGUACAAUGCAUGAUAACUAGAGCAGUGAGUAAACAAAUCACCAAGGCACACUGACUAUCAUUUUGGUGUUAACUAAACUUUACUCCAUUAUUUACUGGAAAAAAACUACAUCUUUUCAGCUUCUGCUGUUUCUUCCUACAUUUGGUCCUCAGGUUUUUUUUUUUUCCUCAGCCAACUGCUGCCAACUUAAAGAAUACAGACGUCUAAGGUGAUGAAAAGCACACUGAUUCAACAACAGGCACUUGAGAGAAAGCAGAAGACUUGGAUGGCAAUGAUGAGAUCUGUGGUUGAGGUUGGAUUGUGUGAGAGCAGAAUGGAGAUGCAACAUGACAGACACACAACAAGAGACAAAUACUGAAAGAGAGGGGCGGAGUGGGAAGUGACACGUCCAGCUUUUCCAACCACACCACUCUGGAGCGAUAACAUAUGGAUAAUUUCUUGUACACAUGCUGUUUGUCCAGUCUUAACUUCACAGUGACAACAAAUGAAGUAGUUUCUUCAUUAACUUUAUGUUGCAUUGAUCAGUAAGAGCAAAAGCUUCACCUAAUAGUAGUUAAUGUGAACACAUUUGGAGAAAUGAGGUUGUAAGUGUUAACAUGACAGUUUGAAAAUGUUGAACGUUGGUGUGUUUGUUUUCUUUUAUGAGAUCAUUGUUAGGUCAUGUCAAAUUAUCACUGUAGCAUUCGCUCCUAUUGGAAAGGGAGAGCAACAUAUGAACUGGGGGUCACUUGUUUACACCAAAGUAGUUGUUCUUGACGUAGACAUGGAGCUCAGUGCUCGUCACUUCAAGUCAGAACCCCACUCCCCAUCCCUUAAAAAGGAUGAAACAGCAUUGCUUGAGAGGCACUUGAGACCUGGUUUCUAAAAUGUAAACUCUAUAUAUAUAGAAAAGUGGUUCAUUCUUAAGUAAGUUGUUUUGGUGUCUCUUUUGAGUAAUAUCUUAAGCAAAAUCUGGGUGUCACUGUGUUUGCACAAACGUUUCCAAUGUCAUCAAAUGAGGCAAUCGUCAGAUUUUCAAACCUGUAUUGGGCCCAUAUUAAACCUUUUUGGUACAACUUAAAAACCAGAGGAGACAGUCAAAUUUAAAAACUGGUUACCUGUCUGUUGUUUUAGAUUGCCCUGAUUGGUUGGUAGGUGAAAUCAGGUUGUUUUCUGGAUCCCUUAGAAGACUAUUUAAGACAUUGACAGGUCCAACAAGGAGAAUUCCUGGGCCACACGAGUCCUGUAAAACAAGAACAGUUACUUCACUUUUUAAUUCUCUGCCCUUAACAUGAAUUGAGUAAUUUGUGUACAUGUAAACAUACUGAUGAUGAUGAAAACCAUCAUGACCUUUUUGACACAAUUUGAGCUUGAAUAUUUGAUUGAUGAACAGCUUCUGAAGAUUUGUGAUAGCAGGAGUUUUAGGUUUGAUGCUGCAGUAAAACUAAUGGACAUCAGAUACUGUAUUUAAAUAAUGUUGAUAGGCUAUAUUGUAAUCAAAGACUCAGCCACCUUGUAUUAUAUGUUGUUAUUUAAUUUGUUAGAAUAAUAAAGCAUUUAGAAUAAACUGUG